Messenger RNA from Clavispora lusitaniae ATCC 42720, 993 nucleotides. RefSeq lists its product as uncharacterized. The record is from RefSeq and is a predicted model, not a curated record. Lineage: Eukaryota; Fungi; Ascomycota; Pichiomycetes; Serinales; Metschnikowiaceae.
AUGCAAGGCUCCUACAAAGAUAAUGGACUUCCUCGUCCUUACUAUAUGAAACCGACCAGAAAGGGCUCGGCCUAUGACAGAAUGCCCCGCAACUUUUUCUUUUCCAGAACUCGUAAAUUGUCAGGCUACCUUUUGUUGCUCAUUUUGUUUUCCUUCUGUAUGUACUUGGUCGGCCAAGAGUUGAAGCCGGCGCCCCCUACUACCUUUGAACUUGACACAGCUCUGAAUGCCAAGGCCGGUCUCACUAGAGGAGACGUUGGUAAGCUUGUCGAUUCAGACAAGGGAGAGCAAAAGGAGAAUGAAAAGGGCGACUUGGCCCUGAACAAGGCGCAAAACUCCAAGGGCGAGUAUGGCCACGCCAUUCCGGAAGCUCCUAAGGGAGGAAUGGUCAACGAAGCUCCGGUCGUCGGAAACGACGAGGAUUUGGUUGUGGACGGAAAAACGAAAAAGAAAAUCGUUGAUGCCGUGGCUCCCGCCAAAGUCAGCGUGAAAGCGUCCAGGGAAGAGGACAUUGCUGAAAAGGAUUCAAAGAUGUCUCUAUCUCCAUCUUCGCAAACCUCUGCAUCUGAGAAGAACUCUUCACCAAGAAAAGCCAGCCAGCCUGUUGCUGAGAAGGACGAUGACUUUGAAAUGUUGAAGAAGACACUCAAUUCUCCAUACGACUCCGAAAACGAAAGAAAGGACGAGGAGAAGAAAUCUGGUAAAUCGAAGGGGAAGGCAUCAGCAGAUGACGAGGAGAUAAUCUCUGGAAAAUCAGAAUACGACGAGAAAGCUCCUGCUAGUGGAAGGAAGGUUUCUGUUGAAUCCGAAGACGAGCAGACUGUUCCUAUCAAAGCAAAGAAAACUUCGAAGCACUCUGGUUCCGACGAAAAUGAAAUUCCUCUUCUCAGCAAGGAUGUCCGCAAGUCUGUCGAUGAAGAGCAAGAAUCUCGCGACGAUAGCACUAAAAAGGAGACAAGCAAGUCUGAAGAGCAUGAACCCAUUGAAGAUUAA